AUGGAGAAGUUUACUAAUUGGAGAGACAAGGGGACUGGAAUUGGACCAUUUUUGCCACCACGUAGUCCGAAAGGUGGGAGCAUAAUGAUGGAUUAUGUGUUCAUAGUGUAUGGGAUAAUUAAGAGUGUGUUGUUAUUACCCUUGGUGUUAGGUAAUCUUGUUGUAGAUUCCAUAUACAUGUGGGAAAUAAUACUGAGUGUUCUGUUUGGAAGUGGAUGUAAGAUUGAUUUGAUGGUAGAUGGGAGAAAAUUGAAGAGACAGAAUGAACAGAAGGGUAACAUUUUAAGUAAAGGUGUGAUAUACAUGGUAAAUUUUACAUCAAUUAUUGAUGCUAUGAUUUUGAAAAUGAUUUGUGGUGGGCAAAAUUUUAGAAUUUUGGUACCUAAUGAAAACGGUAAGUUUUUCCAAUUGGGUUUGAUAGGACUUGUUAAAUUUACUAAGAAUGGUUCAUUAGACGUUGAAAGAUACGGUAAUGAAAUUUCGAAUAUUGAAAAAGAAUUAGACAAAUACAUAUGGUUUAUGUUCCCUGAGGGGACCACAUCGAAUGGUAAGAGUGUCUUACCAUUUGUGGUAACGAGUGCAAACUUAAACGAAGUUAUCUAUGGCGAUGAUGAGAUGAAACCAGUCAAGGUUUCUAGUAUUAGAAUCAAAGUUAAUCAGUCAUUGACGACGCCAUUGAGAGUGUCUCUAUGGAGUUUGAUCAAAAAUUUAUUUACGAAGAAGAUUAGUGUCAAAUGUAACGUUCAUAAAGUGGUUAUAUUGGAUAGAGAUGGCGUUAGUCUUGAUACAAUAAGAGUCCAGUUGAACGGCGAAGACAGUUUUAAAUUGGUGUCAAAAUCUUUAAACAUUGACUCCAAAAGAAGAUUUGUCGAAGAGUAUUUCCGGAAGUAG
Kazachstania africana CBS 2517 is the source of this 891-nucleotide messenger RNA. It is a transcript of the gene LOA1, whose product is annotated as lysophosphatidic acid acyltransferase LOA1. The record is from RefSeq and is a predicted model, not a curated record. Bases 1 to 891 code for a protein of 296 amino acids. The transcript has a single exon. NCBI's taxonomy places the organism in Eukaryota, Fungi, Ascomycota, Saccharomycetes, Saccharomycetales, Saccharomycetaceae.